Molecule: messenger RNA, 1561 nt
Organism: Esox lucius (northern pike)
Lineage: Eukaryota; Metazoa; Chordata; Actinopteri; Esociformes; Esocidae
Gene: dio3b
Product: iodothyronine deiodinase 3b
Exons: 1
Molecular function (GO): thyroxine 5'-deiodinase activity
Source: RefSeq, a predicted model, not a curated record
GUGGAGGCGGGUUGUUUUUCAUUCAAAUCCUCACAGCUCCUAUAAAAAGAACAACUCUGAGAGACGGUAGGCUAAAACAGAUGGGAAAAGGUGAAUGAUACAAUUGUAUCUAUCUGCCUGCCUUGCUGGCCCGAUAUCAUCGGCAGGCCGAGAUGCAAAAGUCUGCAGGUGUCCUGGCUGUGAUGGCCCUGAAACACACAGUUCUGUGUCUGGUUCUGCUGCCCCGGUUCCUCCUGGCAGCGCUGAUGCUUUGGCUCCUGGACUUUUUGUGCAUCAGGAGAAAGGUGCUGCAGAAGAUGGAGAAGCGGGGUAAUAGCCCUGACGACCCGCCCGUCUGCGUCUCCGACUCCAACAAGAUGUUCACUUUGGAGUCGCUUAGGGCGGUGUGGUACGGACAGAAAUUAGACUUUUUUAAAUCGGCUCACCUUGGAUUUAUAGCGCCCAACACUGAGGUGGUACAAUUGCAAGAGCAGCGCAGGGUCAGGGUCUUGGACUAUGUAAAAGGGAGGAGACCUCUCAUCCUUAACUUCGGCAGUUGCUCCUGACCACCGUUUAUGACGCGCCUGGCUGCUUUUCAGCGCGUCGCGAGCCAGUACGCGGACAUCGCGGACUCCUUGCUUGUAUAUAUCGAAGAGGCGCAUCCCUCGGACGGCUGGGUGAGCUCCGAUGCGCCUUACCAGAUCCCCAAGCACUGUUGUCUGGAGGACAGGCUGAAAGCCGCUCAACUGAUGCACUCGGAGGUGCCCGGCAGUACUGUGGUGGUGGACAAUAUGGACAAUUCGUCCAACGCGGCGUAUGGAGCCUAUUUUGAAAGACUUUAUAUUCUAAGGGAUGAGCGGGUCGUGUAUCAGGGUGGCAGGGGACCAGAGGGCUACAAGAUAUCAGAGCUGAGGAACUGGCUCGAACAAUACAGGAAUGAUUUAGAGAAUUCCCGAACGGUGGUGGUCCACGUUUAAAAGAUAGGCUUACCAUUACCCACGGCGCGUGAGGUCUCCAGUGAAGAAGUAUUCCGAUGCUGCUAAAAACUCUUGACACACAGCACAUAUGCCUAUAGGCCUAUACAUGUUGUUUUGGUUCAGAAGCAUUAUAACAGGACGCAGAUUUUGGAACAUGUGUAUGAUCUAAAACGGAAGAUAGGCUUAGCUGUUCUCUCGUGCUUGUCUUGUCCUUAUUUGUUUGGUUUUGUUUUGUAAUAAGCUGUUCUAUUCAUUUGAACCUAGGCAACAUUUGUAUAUGCCUAUUCCAGUUUGACAUCAUUUGAUUAUCAACACUUUAUUUUUAAACAGUCUCUACCUUCAAGGCGUGUGUGCGUGUGCGUGCGUGUGUGUGUGUGUGUGUGUGUGUGUGUGUCUGUGUGUCUGUUUAAAAGGCUAAUACCUUUUACUCUAGUGUUGCUGUGAAGUUCGGUUUUUAAAGGGUUUUAAACCAGAAAACUGAUACUGAUGUUAUUUAAUACUAGAGUACUUGGCGACUAGCAAUGUCCUCAACGAACAAUUGCCAAACGUUAUGUAAAUUAUAUUUUAUUGAACAAAUAUUUUUAAUAAAUGUUAGAACACAUUCA